UCAGUCGGAAGUGAAACAGUGUAACGACAACAAAAAUCUUCGCAGUCUUAGUCCGCGCGAGUCCGUGAAGCAGAAAUGUCCGUUACAACUGAUUUAUAAGUGUGACAGCCUAAAGAAGAUACCAGAGAAAUAUUAAAAAUAUCCCAGUUAUUCGAGAUCAGCGAGGAAAUAUAGAUUUGUCAUUAAUCCACCCUUAAAAGUGUCAAAUCACUAAAUAAAUAUCCGAAACAAAUAUAUGUAUUUCGGGGCUUUCACAGCCUAGAGACUUAAGAGGUAGGUGGGUUAACUCAAGAGCCGUGGCAAACGAGGUAAGGAGAUUUGGCAGCAUCGUCGAAGGUGGAAGAAGCGGUGGCGUGACGGGUUUAGAAGAGAAAAGAAGAGAAGGUCGCAGUUCGCGGGUCAGCAUGAGCGGACGGUAGCGGGCGCGCAGGCGCGGAUCGAUCGCGCGGCAUCGAACGGCGCGGCGCCCACUCGGCAAUCGGCCUCGUAGCUCGGCGCUUAGUCGCGCGCGGGCCGGCGUGCGAGCGCGCGCGUCUCUGCACGUGCAUGGCGCGCCUGUCUGGAUGCCUCGCGCCCUCGGGGAAUGGCUUCGUCCGAGGAAGAGGCGACAACCACGUCGAGCUCUGAAUAUGACUGCCUCAGUGUCCGAAAAUGGUGGUGCUUCCUGCUAUCGUCGAUCUUCACGUUCGCCGCUGGGCUCAUGGUGGUGCUGUUAUGGCGCGCUUGCGCGUUCGUCUGCUGCCGCAAGGAGCCCGAGCUGUCGCCGAACGACCCGAAGCAGAAGGAGCAGAAAGCGGCGCGCCAGGGCAAACAGGAGUUCGAGGGCACCUUCAUGACCGAGGCCAAGGAUUGGGCCGGCGAACUCAUCUCCGGCCAGACCACCACCGGACGAAUACUGGUAGUGUUGGUGUUCAUUCUGAGUAUAGCAUCGCUCAUCAUCUACUUCAUCGACGCGUCCAGUGAGGAGGUGGAGCGAUGCCAGAAAUGGAGUGACAAUAUUACCCAGCAGAUCGACCUUGCCUUUAACAUAUUUUUUAUGGUCUACUUUUUUAUACGAUUUAUAGCAGCUAGUGACAAACUAUGGUUCAUGCUCGAGAUGUAUUCAUUUGUAGAUUAUUUCACGAUACCCCCAUCCUUUGUAUCAAUAUACCUGGAUAGAACGUGGAUAGGGCUAAGGUUUCUCCGAGCUCUACGCUUAAUGACCGUGCCUGAUAUUUUGCAGUACCUCAAUAUAUUAAAGACAUCGAGCUCAAUUCGUUUGGCGCAACUAGUUUCUAUCUUUAUAUCAGUAUGGCUCACAGCAGCCGGCAUUAUUCAUUUAUUGGAAAACUCUGGCGAUCCAUUAGAGUUCGACAAUGCACAAUCAUUGUCUUACUGGACGUGCGUGUACUUUCUAAUAGUCACCAUGUCCACUGUAGGUUACGGUGAUGUGUUCUGCCACACUGUUCUUGGCAGAACAUUUUUGGUUUUUUUUCUCCUCGUCGGCUUGGCGAUAUUUGCCAGUUGUAUCCCAGAGAUAAUUGACUUAAUCGGCACUAGACCCAAGUAUGGCGGCACCCUCAAGAAUGAGCGGGGACGCAGGCAUAUUGUCGUAUGUGGACAUAUAACGUACGAAUCCGUGAGCCAUUUCUUAAAAGACUUCCUACAUGAAGACAGAGAAGACGUGGAUGUAGAGGUUGUUUUUUUACACAGGAAACCGCCCGACCUGGAGCUCGAAGGCCUGUUCAAGAGACACUUUACCACUGUGGAAUUCUUUCAAGGCACCAUUAUGAACCCAAUCGAUCUACAGAGAGUAAAAGUGCACGAAGCUGACGCAUGUUUAGUACUAGCCAACAAGUAUUGCCAAGAUCCCGACGCGGAAGACGCUGCGAACAUCAUGAGGGUCAUUUCCAUUAAAAACUACUCAGAUGACAUCAGGGUUAUAAUCCAGCUGAUGCAGUAUCACAAUAAGGCCUACCUCCUGAACAUUCCGUCUUGGGAUUGGAAGCAAGGCGAUGAUGUGAUUUGUUUGGCGGAACUAAAGUUAGGUUUCAUCGCGCAGAGCUGUCUCGCGCCUGGUUUCUCCACCAUGAUGGCAAACCUAUUCGCUAUGAGAAGUUUUAAAACGUCCCCCGACACGCAAGCUUGGCAGAACGAUUACCUGCAAGGUACGGGGUGCGAGAUGUACACGGAAACUCUGUCGACAUCCUUCACUGGAAUGAGCUUUCCACAAGCGAGCGAAUUAUGCUUUACGAAGUUGAAACUCCUGUUACUGGCAAUCGAAAUCAAAGGUGAAGAAGGUACAGAUAGCAAGAUCUCAAUAAACCCAAGAAACGUGAAGAUACAUGCUAAUACCCAAGGCUUUUUUAUCGCCCAAUCCGCGGACGAAGUUAAAAGAGCUUGGUUCUAUUGCAAAGCGUGUCACGAGGACAUCAAAGACGAAACUCUCAUCAAGAAAUGCAAAUGCAAAAAUUAUGUCGGAAUGAUGAUGAUGCAGACGGGGAUGGUGAAACAAAGUAAUACAUAUCGAAGUGUCGACGUGGCUACAUUCAGGAAAGGCGUACGAGCCGUCCAGAUGGUUGGCCGGGCAAAUGACCACCAUCCUCCCCCCACCUUCACGCCGCCAGAGUUGCCCAAGAAGGUCCAUGUUCGAGGUGAAAUCGCUAGGGAGAGGGGAGAAGAUAUUAGUCUCAUAAAUCGUAAUCAUCGGAGUGCGGCUCCAACGGCCCUGUUGUCUCCGAUGGCGAACCAGCUCAUGAACACAACGACAACGAGGCAAGUCAACAAAGUCAAACCAAACGUCAACAGAGUACCGCCGGAUACGAAUACGCAAGACCAAGAUACCAAUUACCAAGCCUAUCAUCUAGCCUACGAAGUGAAAAAACUCAUGCCAACUAGCAGAAGUAGUGGCGGCAAUCAAAACAGCAAUGGUGUAAGUCUGCCUGCCGGCCUAGCAGACGACCAGUCGAAAGAUUUCGACUUCGAAAAGACUGAAAUGAAAUAUGACUCCACAGGCAUGUUCCAUUGGAGUCCAGCGAGGAAUUUAGAAGAUUGUAUAUUAGACAGGAAUCAAGCGGCGAUGACAGUGCUAAAUGGUCACGUGGUAGUAUGCCUGUUCGCGGACCCAGACUCGCCUCUAAUAGGACUCAGGAACCUCGUGAUGCCACUGCGAGCAUCGAACUUCCAUUACCACGAGCUGAAGCACGUCGUUAUCGUGGGCAGCGUCGAAUAUAUCAGAAGAGAGUGGAAGAUGUUGCAGAAUCUACCCAAGAUUUCUGUUUUGAAUGGUUCACCGCUAAGCCGGGCUGACUUGCGCGCAGUCAAUGUGAACCUGUGCGAUAUGUGCUGCAUACUGUCAGCGAAGGUGCCAUCGAACGAUGACCCGACGCUGGCCGACAAGGAAGCUAUCUUGGCUUCGCUGAACAUCAAGGCGAUGACGUUCGACGACACGAUCGGCGUGCUGAGCGCGGGCGCGGCGGCCAACGGCGGCGGCGCGCAGCCCCCGCCCGGCGCCGCGCCCGCGCCCGUGCUGCUGCAGCGCCGCGGCUCCGUCUACGGCGCCAACGUGCCCAUGAUCACGGAAUUGGUGAACGACAGCAACGUACAGUUCCUCGAUCAAGACGAUGAUGACGACCCAGACACGGAGCUGUACCUAACGCAACCAUUUGCCUGCGGCACUGCAUUCGCUGUCAGCGUGCUGGACUCCCUAAUGUCCACUACUUAUUUUAAUCAGAAUGCCUUAACACUGAUUCGAUCACUGAUCACUGGUGGUGCCACGCCUGAAUUGGAGUUAAUCCUCGCAGAGGGAGCUGGUCUCCGCGGAGGGUACUCCACGCCCGAGAGCUUGGCUAACAGAGAUCGGUGUCGAGUCGGUCAGAUAUCGCUGUAUGACGGUCCGCUGGCGCAGUUCGGCGAGGCCGGCAAGUACGGCGACCUAUUCGUGGCGGCGCUCCGGACGUACGGCAUGCUGUGUAUCGGACUUUACCGCUUUAGGGACACGUCGUCCUCGUGCGACGCGAGCAGCAAGCGAUAUGUCAUCACUAACCCACCUGAUGACUUUUGCUUGCUGCCGACGGAUCAGGUGUUCGUGCUGAUGCAGUUCGACCCGGGCGUAGAGUACCGGUCGAGCCGGCGCGCGGCGGGCAAGGACGACGCGUCCUGACUAUUGCUGUGCAGCGCCCUCACCGACGGGCCCUACUCCUACAUCUAGGGGCCUGGCGACCCUCGCCCGAGGACAAUCCUACCCUCCCGCCCCGACCUCCUCGACCGCCCACCUCUCCCGGACGUCGUCGAUAUUAUCAGAUUUUAGUUAUCCAGCGAUACCUUAACUUUUUAUUUUUAUUUCGGCC
Molecule: messenger RNA, 4328 nt
Organism: Vanessa atalanta (red admiral)
Lineage: Eukaryota; Metazoa; Arthropoda; Insecta; Lepidoptera; Nymphalidae
Gene: slo
Product: calcium-activated potassium channel slowpoke
Exons: 27
Coding region: 584-4141 (1185 amino acids)
Biological process (GO): potassium ion transport; transmembrane transport
Cellular component (GO): postsynaptic membrane
Molecular function (GO): large conductance calcium-activated potassium channel activity
Source: RefSeq, a predicted model, not a curated record